AUGAGUAAUACAUCUAAUGUAGUUGUAUUUUCUCUGUUUGGCUUGAAUGAGACAACAAACUACAGGACUGUUGUCUUCUCCCUCACUUUACUAUGCUAUUGUGUUAUUCUGGUGGUAAAUGUUUUCCUCAUUUUAACCAUAAUCUUGGAUGAAAACCUCCACGAACCCAUGUACAUUUUUUUGUGUGGUCUGUGCAUUAAUGGACUUUAUGGUACUACAGGUUUCUACCCCAAAUUCCUUUUUGAUCUGCUGUCUCACACUCAUGUCAUAACAUAUGUUGGCUGCCUUUUGCAAAUCUUUACUAUAUACUCCUCUGCAACAGCUGACUUCACUAUUUUAGCUGUAAUGGCAUAUGACAGAUAUGUGGCUAUAUGUCGGCCACUGGAGUAUCAGUCUUUCAUGACCAAACACAGGAUUGCUAUGUUAGUUUGUUUGUCCUGGCUGAUACCUAUGAUCUGUCAGGUUAUGGUGGUAACUUUGACGUCCACGCUGGAAUUAUGUGGCACCCGUAUAGAGAAACUUUAUUGUGAGAACUGGUCAGUUGUUAAACUUGCAUGCUCUACAACGACAGUAAACAAUGUUGUUGGACUGAUUGUUGUUUCUUUCUAUUUGGGGCACGAUGUCUUUAUUGUGUGCUCAUAUGUGCAGUUGAUAAAAUCAUCUUUAAAGUCCAAAGAGGGCAGAAGGAAGUUUAUGCAGACUUGUGUGCCACACUUACUGUGUUUGCUUAAUGUGACAGCUGCUUUGCUUUUUGAUGUUAUGUACGUUAGAUAUGGAUCAAAAUCUGUAGCACAGCGUAUUAAGAACUUCAUGUCCAUACAAUUUCUCAUGAUACCGCCUAUUAUUAAUCCUAUUAUUUAUGGACUUAAACUGACUAAAAUUCGCAAGAGAAUUAUAAGUUUGUUUAUGAUGAUGGGUCAAAAGUUUAGAUAA
Messenger RNA from Myripristis murdjan (pinecone soldierfish), 933 nucleotides. Its product is annotated as olfactory receptor 10J5-like. Gene Ontology annotation, cellular component: membrane. Gene Ontology annotation, biological process: detection of chemical stimulus involved in sensory perception of smell; G protein-coupled receptor signaling pathway. The record is from RefSeq and is a predicted model, not a curated record. Gene Ontology annotation, molecular function: G protein-coupled receptor activity; olfactory receptor activity; odorant binding. Lineage: Eukaryota; Metazoa; Chordata; Actinopteri; Holocentriformes; Holocentridae. The transcript has a single exon. Bases 1 to 933 code for a protein of 310 amino acids.